Messenger RNA from Paramecium primaurelia, 426 nucleotides. Lineage: Eukaryota; Ciliophora; Oligohymenophorea; Peniculida; Parameciidae. The record is from the annotation of a GenBank genome assembly.
AUGAAAAAUAUAAUUGCAGGCACGUUGACUACUCUACUAAUUGGUUUGGGUUUCUACUAAGUAAAUUUAGAUUCUGCUUCUGAUUUUGAAAGAUGGGCUUUGAAACAUGGCAAAAUUUAUUAUGGAGAUGAGAAAAUAUACAGAUAAACAAUUUAUUAUCAAAAUAAAUAAAUGAUUGAUUAACAUAACAAAAGAAAUGAUAUUACUUAUUAAAUGGCAGAAAAUCAAUUUAUGACUAUUACAAAUGAAGAAUUUAUUAGACUUUAUUUAAAUACUAAAUCAUCUGAAUAAUUAAAUAAUUAAGAUAAAGUUAAAAGAAACAAUAUACAUAAAUCUUCUGAACCAAUUAAUAAAGAAAAUAAAAAAUGGCCAAUUGAUUGGAGAUGCUAGUAAAUGGUAAUUCUAUGGUUCUGGUAUAUUUUCUGA